Messenger RNA from Prorocentrum cordatum, 1895 nucleotides. Lineage: Eukaryota; Dinophyceae; Prorocentrales; Prorocentraceae. The record is from the annotation of a GenBank genome assembly.
CUUCGAAUUAAGGAUCAUCUCCAGGGGGUCGCACCCUGCGCUGUACAAGGGAAAAUGCAUCCUUACCUUUGUUUAACGUAUACAUGAACGCCCGUACGCAUAUGCAUACCUGAGCUUGUGAAUAUCAACGGGCGGCUACGUCGUAGCGCUGGAUCUGGCAUCGCAGUAGGAUCGACACUGCUGUACCGAGCCCAUCGUUGCUCGUGCACGCGGCUGGACAGCCCCACGUGAUGUCACGUGGCCCGGCGGACAUAUGUGUCCGAGUUCGGAUGCCGGAAAAGACGGAGGCAGGGGCCGAAGGGGGGGCGUGUGCCGAGGAGCGGCAGAGGCAGCCGCACGUGGAGGCAGCUUCCCUCUGUCAUGCUCACAGUUUCACCGAGCCUGUCUCAGCCCUGCCACCGAGUCAAUCCACCACGCGAGGACGUUGCUGCCCAUGCGUUGGGGAAGCAGCCGAAGGUCGUGCAAAGAGAGGCCAAGCCGGUAAUUGUUCAGGAGCGUUGCCCAGAACUAUCAGGGGCUGGGAAACAGUGCAUAUCUAUAUAUACACGACGGGCGCCCUCGCUGUUGUCGUCGUCGGCGCCGCCCUAGAGAAGAACAACCCUCCGCCCCAACUCCGUCAUCACCCCGAGUCUGUCCAGAAGCCAAGAAGCCCCAGUCUCAUGCGCAAGCGCACUAAAAUUUUCAAACGCCAGACCGCGCAGGCGUAACCAAUCGUCAGAAUUGGCAAAACGAGAGAUAGAAUGCGUGCGUGACUGAAGCCGGUGGCGGUGACCAUUCCCCACUUAUCGGGCGGGGCGGCUGCAACGCUGGCGGCACGGGGCCCCAGCGGCAGAGGAGGAGGUUAGGAGAAGGGACAGAGCUCCAGAUGGGGGGCGACCGAGCGUGAACUGGACUGAGGAGCGUACCAUCGAGCGCUAUAUAAUGCCAGCCAAAACGUGAACCUACUCUCGGCCGACCAGGCCGGUACGUCUCAGCGCCCUUAACCGAUGGCAGCGCAAACUGUAUCAAGUCCAGCAUUACCACACGCACGGGUAGCAGUGGUUCGAAUUCUGCACAUUUAAACUGCAGCCGCCUUUCUGGGGUGUCCACCCGACAUUCAGGUGCCUAGCAGAAGAUGAACAGGCAGACUGAGGAGAGGGGAGGGCACACUGAAGAGGACAACUAGGAGGAGGAAUGGAGGAAGCGGAGAGGAGGCAGAAGGGGGAGGUGCAGAGAAGGGAAACGAAGCUCGAAGCACUGGGGGCGCAGAACAUGAUCGAACCAGGACUCGAUCGCACGAGCUGGCGCGCGCAGCGCACCCGCGGCCCUUAUAUAGCCUGCCGGGCGCGAGAGGCGCACGGCGCCUCGAGGCCCGCCUCCCGCUGUAACUUGCUGUGUCUGAUGGCGGAGGGUGGGGAUGGAGAGGAGGGGGCGGGACGAGAGCAGAAGGGAAAGGAGGUGAGGGGCGCUGUGCUGCCGUCGCGGAGUUGGCCGGGGCUGGAGCAGCAACCGCUGGAAGCUGCUGGCGGGGGCCCCUUGGCGAUCGCCACCAAACUCCCAAACGAUGCGUCUCUGCAUUUGUCGACGCCAAGCGUGCACCAGGCUUGUUCGAUCAGCCUCGCACGCGGCUGGCGUCGUCCACUCUACCAGAGGCCCCGCGAGGCGCAAUCCGACCGCCACCGAUGAGAGCGGCCGCCAUUCGGCGCCGCCGCUCACGAGGGGGAAGGGCGCGCGCCGCAACCCAGGUUUGCUGUGCCGCGGAAGGGGCAGGCCCGUGCCCGCCAGUGGUACAGAGGGGAGGGGAGGCAGCAUCACGACUCAGCGGGUUGGAGGCAGAGCGUCGAGAGCCGAUCGUGGAGAAGGACGAACACUUCAGGAAUCAUGUUCUCAAGAGACAUGCGUGACUUGUCGUCGGA